CACACCACAUGGCGGUUUUUCCUGACGACCACCUCGAUGCUGCUGGUCAUGCUCGGACAGCUAUUCCCUGCUUCAUUGCUGCUUUUAUCCUCCGCCAAAACCAAUAGUGUCACCACUCCCUCGACGAUAUCCAAGUCAUGGGGCGCGUACACACCCUACUUCGCCGUUGGAGCGUAUGAGCCCCCACCAAAGCAGUGUGUUAUUGAACAGGCUCAUAUUCUGGAACGCCAUGGAGCCCGUUUCCCCACCUCGGGAUCUGGCGCAUCUAUCAAGGAAGCAAUCGAAAAACUGCAGAAGCCCGCGACCUACAAUGAUCCGCGCAUGAAGUUCUUGAAGAACUUCACUUAUUCGUUGGGAGUGGCCGAUUUGGUACCGUUUGGCGCAUUGCAGUGCGUCCUCUACUAUUCAUUUGAUCACCCCACCGUAAUGGUCAUAGGUCUCGACUAUCGGGGGCGCUCGUCUACCAUCGCUACCGAGAACUUCUCAGCGCUGACAACAUACCCUUUAUACGAGCCUCGAGUGGACAGCGAGUGGUGGACAGUGCGACGAAUUGGACCGCUGGUGAGGCGUCUGUCGGGCUUCCCUGUCCUCAUGAAGAGUCUUAUGAAGCACGCAGGGUUCUCUGCGGCGAGCCAAGACAUCUAUAAACCAACUCUCAAUGUUGUUCUGUCUGAAGCCGGGAACGACACCUUGGACGACAAUGGCUGCCCUAAUGCCGGAUCUUCGGACACCCAAACAGCAGCGUGGCUAUCGAUAUUCGCUCCAAGCAUCACUAAACGACUUAACGCUGGCGCGCCGGGAGCGAAUCUCGUCGAUUCGGAUACGUAUGCGCUCAUCGCGAUGUGUGCAUUCCACACCGUCGCGACAGCUCAAGGCAGCAAUCUGACACUAUCUCCCUUCUGCGAUUUAUUCGACAAAGGAGAUUUCAUGGACUUCGAAUAUGCAAUGGACUUGGACAAAUAUUAUGGCACCGGCUAUGGUGCGUUCCUUGGCCGCGUCCAGGGGGUAGGAUACAUCAACGAACUCAUAUCUCGCCUCACCUCUACGCCGGUCAACGACUCUACACAAACGAAUACGACGCUGACCUCUAACCCGGAGACUUUCCCGCUCAAUCGGACCAUCUAUGCCGACUUCUCACACGAUAACCAGAUCAUUGCGAUUUUCACUGCAAUGGGACUGUUCCGCCAGCAAAAAGCCCUAGACCCCACGAGCAGGACCGCAGAGAGCGGACGGACGUGGCUCGCGAGUCAUCUGGUACCGUUUAGCGCAAGAAUGACAGUUGAGAGGCUAUUGUGUGGGCCAAAGGAGCACAAGACGAAGAGCGUGAGGAUAUUCGUCAACGACGAAUUACAGCCCCUGGAGUUUUGUGCGGGAAGCAAUGCUGAUAAACAGAUGACAAGGGCGGGCAUAUGCAAGUUGGAGAGGUUUUUGGAGAGUCAGAGUUACGCGAGGAAUGGAGGUGAGGGCGAGUGGGAUGAGUGUUUUACUUGA
Molecule: messenger RNA, 1491 nt
Organism: Mycena indigotica
Lineage: Eukaryota; Fungi; Basidiomycota; Agaricomycetes; Agaricales; Mycenaceae
Exons: 5
Coding region: 37-1491 (484 amino acids)
Molecular function (GO): acid phosphatase activity
Source: RefSeq, a predicted model, not a curated record